UGUGUAUGUGUCUGUGUGUGUGCGUGCUUUGUGUGUAAGGCUGUGUCUGGUAAAUUAUCCUUGGUAUACGGUGUUUGUUAGCUAUACCGUGAUUGUAAUACGAAAUCAAAAAAUGCUUUAAGCACUUUGCAUGCCUGAAGCGUAUAACAUUACUAACAAAUGCCGCGGGCAGAAAAAUCCCAAUGCAUGUCUGUAUGCAUUUACUUGCUAACCGAUUCUUGCCUCUUUUCAUAACACCCUCAUGAAUGCUGUGACGCAGUCUAUCAAUGACCAAAAGCGGACGUAGAUUCUUUUCUGUGGCUUCAUACCAGCUAUACAAGUUAUUAACAGCUACAAGUAAAGAAACAUACAGAGGAGCGCACAUUUAUUACCGCAUGCAACUCUGUAGGAAUCUCCUUAUGAAAACACCUAAUAACAACUAUAUAUAACAACCAUUAGCGCAACAACCAUAUAGUGCUUCAGCGUUAUCAGUUAACAGUGUGUAUGCGUUCAUUUGCAGGAUUAGCACCUAUGAAGUUAAUAUGGGGUCUUUGCAAUGGGCCAGCGACGGUGUGGUUCGUACGGUUACCCAGCAGCAGAUCUUCCCGCACGAGGACUACGACACCAGAACGAGAGAGAACGACAUCGCGUUGAUGAAGCUGCAGGAUUGCGUUACAUCCUCGGCAACGAUACUACCCAUCGCGCUCGCUAGUAGAAAUUCCCUGUACGAGGGAGCAGAAGCUACAGCGAGCGGCUGGGGAACGACCUCGGACUCAUGGUGACUCGGGCGGACCGUUGGCGUUCUUUGAGAACGACGGAACAGCGACAUUAAUUGGAGUGACUUCUUUCGGUCUCAGCAGCUGUGACGAACCAGCGGUAUAUUCACGUGUGACGGAGCACGAGGACUGGAUUGCUGGCGUCAUGAGAGACAACUCUUAAUGGUUCUGCUUCAAAUCCUGCCCGUCUGUCUGCCGUCCCUCCCUACUUCUCCCUUCCUUCUAUCCUUCCGUAGAUAAUCACAGCACGCAGGGAAAAGUUGUAUAGAAGAGCGAUAGACUGACAACUGUUUAAAUAAAGCGUCUUCAGAUCGUA
Messenger RNA from Priapulus caudatus, 1071 nucleotides. Its product is annotated as chymotrypsin B-like. The record is from RefSeq and is a predicted model, not a curated record. Gene Ontology annotation, biological process: proteolysis. Lineage: Eukaryota; Metazoa; Priapulida; Priapulimorpha; Priapulimorphida; Priapulidae. Gene Ontology annotation, molecular function: serine-type endopeptidase activity.